Messenger RNA from Salvia splendens (bonfire salvia), 1957 nucleotides. Its product is annotated as tRNA(His) guanylyltransferase 2. Lineage: Eukaryota; Viridiplantae; Streptophyta; Magnoliopsida; Lamiales; Lamiaceae. Gene Ontology annotation, molecular function: magnesium ion binding; tRNA guanylyltransferase activity. The transcript is spliced from 14 exons. Gene Ontology annotation, biological process: tRNA modification. The record is from RefSeq and is a predicted model, not a curated record. The coding region runs from base 150 to 1787 and encodes 545 amino acids.
CAAAUUUUUAAGUUCACUCGAAAACCUAAACCGCUCUUUUUCUUCUCUUCUUCUUCUCAAAAAUUCUGCAGACGACAAAUUUUCCGCAAAUCAGCCAUAAGCUGGAAAUUCGGAUUAACUGCAAGAUUAAAGUGUGCUAAUUUAACGAAAUGGCGAAUAGCAAGUACGAAUAUGUGAAGUCAUUUGAGGUGGAUGAUGAAAUCAUGCUGCCCAACACCAUCAUUGUCCGUGUUCAUGCCCGUGAUUUCUGCAGGUUUUCUGAAGUGCAUGAGUUUGAGAAACCAAAUGAUAAGAAAGCAUUGGAGUUGAUGAAUGAGUGUGCCAAUGCUGUUUUGGAGCAGUUUCCAGAUGUUAUAUUCUCGUAUGGUUUCAGUGAUGAGUACAGUUUCAUAUUCAAAAAGGAAACCAAGUUCUACCAGCGGCGUGGCAGCAAGAUACUCUCUCUUAUUGUGUCUUUCUUUUCAUCCACUUAUGUUACUAAGUGGAGGGCUAUUUUCCCUCAGAAAGAUUUGAAAUGUGCCCCUUCAUUUCGGGCUCGAGUUAUUUUCUGUGCAUCUAUGGAGGUUCUUCAAGCAUAUCUGUUAUGGCGACAAUAUGAAUGUCACACAAAUAAUCAGUAUAAUACUUGUCUUUGGCAGCUGAUUAAAAGUGGGAAGAGUAAAGAGGAAGCACAAGCCACAUUGAGGGGGUCUCUUAAACAAGACAAAAAUGAAUUGCUUUACCAGUGUUUUAACAUCAACUACAAGAAAGAUAUUCCGGAGAUGUUUCGCCAAGGUACAUGCACUCUCAAGACAGAGGUUGAAGAUAUUGUGAAGUACAAAGAUGAUGGCUUCCCUGUCAAAAGAACUAGGAGGAAAGUCUUAAGAGUUCACUCAGAAAAUAUUGCAUCAAAAAGAUUCUGGAAGGAAAAAUCGUGUCUCUCGAAAGAAGAGCUGGACCAAUUUUGUGAUAAUUUGAACAAAACUAGACCUGAAUAUGUCAAAUCUUUCCAAUACGAGAGCAGAUUGAUGUUGUCCACCUGGAUCGUUGUUCGCAUUGAUGGCUGUCAUUUCCACAGGUUUUCCGACAUUCAUGAAUUUGAGAAGCCAAAUGAUGCACAAGCUCUCAAUCUAAUGAAUGCAUGUGCUGUUGCUGUACUGGAAGAGUUUAGGGAUGUUGUUUUUGCUUACGGUGUUAGUGAUGAGUACAGCUUUGUUUUGAAGAAAGACUCCCAGUUAUAUCAAAGAUGUGCCAGUGAGAUAGUUUCUUCUGUUGUAUCUUUCUUUUCUUCAACGUACACGAUGAGAUGGAAUGAGUUUUUCCCGCAAAAAGAGAUGAAACACCUACCAUAUUUUGAUGGUCGUGCUGUUUGCUACCCAUCCAGUGAGAUCAUUAAGGAUUAUCUUGCAUGGAGACAAGUUGAUUGUCACAUCAACAAUCAUUACAAUACUUGCUUCUGGUUGCUCGUGAAAUCCGGAAAGAGCAAGAGCGAUGCACAAAGUGAUUUGAAGGGGACUCAAACUCCGGAGAAAAAUGAAAUUCUUGAUAGACUCACUGGAAUCCUCAACUAUUACAGCACAUUACCACCGAUGUUCUGCCUGGGAUCGUCUGUUUUCUGGGACAAAGAGACGAAGAUGGUGGACAACGAAGAAGGUGGUGCUACUGGCAAGUCGCGCAGGAUACUUGUUGUAGGACAUUGCAACAUAAUCGAGACAGGCUUCUGGGAAGCGCACCCUCAGAUACUAGACGAGAAGGUGGAUCGUUUUAAAUCGGUUCAAAUGGCCAACGGCAAGAAUGAUCUGCCAUGAAACUUCCUCGGUGGCAAAUUUUGAAAUUUCACUGCUUAAUAUAUGCAUGAUUAGAGUUGAUUCAUUUCUGCUUUCGGAAAAAUCAGUUAGUAUACAUGUUUGUUUUUGGCACACUCAUCAUAAUUUAAUCUGUUACUAAACUUGAUGGAAGUUUAUUUUUUUUUGCCUCG